GGCGUGUCCAACUACAGUACUUUCGAUAUAAAAGUAUAGAAUAAUAUAGUUGAAAAUAACCCUGAAAUCUUCACACUGAGAAGAACUGGACUGAUGUCUGAUGACUUAUCUCACAGAGAUGCAGACAGAUUUGGAGUUUCAGCAGGUGCUGUUAAAAGUGCAGGAGUCUCUCACUGUCAAUGAGGUGCAGGACCUGGUGUUCCUCUGCUCUGAACUUCUGAGUCUGAAAGACCUGAGCACCAUGAGCUCAGCCGGACAGCUGUUCAGUCUUCUGGAGAACAGGGACCUGCUGUCAAGGGAGGAUCCGUCUCUGCUUCUAGAGCUGCUCAGGAUCCUGAAGCGGAACAGCCUGAUCCGCAGUCUGACCUCAGAGGAAGUUAUGCCAACCAACGGCACAACAUACAGUCGACUAAUCUCCACAUACAGACAGUUCUUGUAUGAGCUGUCAGAGUCCAUCUGUGAGCAGGACCUGAAAAACAUCAAAUUCCUCCUGUUAAAAACACUAUCGCGCAAAAAACUGGAGAAAGACACGACGCUGUUGCAGUUGUUUUUGGAGAUGGAGAAGGAGGGCCUUUUGGAUGAAAAUAAUUUGGACUUUCUGCAGAAAAUUAUAGCAGAUAUCAAUCCAAGUUUAGGAAAAAGAAUCAUUCAAUACAAAACGGAGAGUUUUAAGAUUGACAUAGUGAAGGAGCAGGUGAACAGACUAAAUCUGACUGAAGGUGCUGAUGUGGCUAGUAGAGAUCAGAGCCAGAACUCAGUGACUGAAAAUGCAGAAAUCCCACAGUAUGAGAUGAAGGGGGACAAGAGAGGUGUCUGUCUGAUCAUCAACAACUAUGACUUCAAAAAGUGUAGACUACGGGACAGAGACGGAACAGACAUUGACAAAAAAAGUCUGGAGGUUGUGUUCGAGUGGUUGGGCUUUGAGGUCGUAACCAAACAGAACUGUGAUCGCCAUCAGAUUCUGCAGGUGCUGAGGGACCUGGCCGCUCGUGAUCACACAUCAGCGGAUUGCGUGGUGUGUUGUGUGCUGAGCCACGGAAAAAUAGAAGGCAUUCUUGGGGUCGAUGGAAAGAUUGCCACCUAUAGGGAGCUAAUAGAGACCCUGAGUCCGAGUCAGUGUCCCUCUCUCUUCAAAAAACCCAAACUGUUCUUCAUCCAGGCCUGCAGGGGUACCAACGAUCAGCCAGCAGCACUUCCUCAAAUUUUCCCAGAUGAUGAAGUCAUGCCAGUCAGUGAUGCAGCUGUACCCAGAGACUCCAUACCUGAGAUGGCAGACUACCUGCUAGCCAUGUCUACUGUACCGAACUACGUCUCAUACAGGGAAAAACACCAUGGAACCUGGUUUAUACAGUCCCUCUGCUACCACUUGAAAAUGCUGGUGCCAAAGGGUUACGAUCUACUCUCCAUUCUGACGCAGGUGAAUAGCGAUGUGAGCAAAAAGACGGACAAAAGUGGUUUGAAGAAGCAGAUGCCACAGCCAGAGUUCACCCUCACCAAGAGAGUGGUUUUCCCUCCACCCAAAACUCACACUCCAUAAUGUCCUACUGCAGUUCAUGAUGUCUCUCAAACACAUCAGCAUGCACAGACACAGAUGUUCAUCAGAAAUGUUUACAUGACCUGUGAUGUUAUUAUAAUGAUUAUUAUAAAUACGGUAAUAUCCACUUCCCCAUCAAAAAAAUGAAAAUUUUAGAUGUUUUAUGUAAUCAACAAGUAGUUGUUUUAAAAUCUUAGUGACAAUAAUACACAGUGUGCACAAGCUUCAGAAGAGCACAAUACAAUCUAUGCAAUUUACAUUAAACUUGAAUGGAUUUGUCAUGC
Molecule: messenger RNA, 1818 nt
Organism: Carassius carassius (crucian carp)
Lineage: Eukaryota; Metazoa; Chordata; Actinopteri; Cypriniformes; Cyprinidae
Gene: casp10
Product: caspase 10, apoptosis-related cysteine peptidase
Exons: 9
Coding region: 101-1537 (478 amino acids)
Biological process (GO): negative regulation of extrinsic apoptotic signaling pathway via death domain receptors; proteolysis
Molecular function (GO): protein binding; cysteine-type endopeptidase activity
Source: RefSeq, a predicted model, not a curated record